AUGGAAACCACACCAACAUGGAAAUGUUAUAGGUCAUAUAUAUUUUGUUCACCUAUUAGCAGUGAUGAUAUUAGAUAUCAACUUACUAAUGAUACUUCUCUUCCAGUUACAGAUACUAUCAUAUAUAAUCACUCUUUACUUCAUUUAGAAUUUAUUUUAAAUAGGCAUGAAAAAUAUCUUCGUGAUUUUCCUAACAUGCUGCUACCAACUAAUUUCCUUAAUCAAGAUCAAAUAAAUCAUUUAAUUAGAGAAAAACAAAGUUAUAAUAUCAUUGAACUUACUGAAAUAGUCCAAAAUGGAGUUCUUUAA
Messenger RNA from Cetraspora pellucida, 309 nucleotides. The record is from the annotation of a GenBank genome assembly. Lineage: Eukaryota; Fungi; Glomeromycota; Glomeromycetes; Diversisporales; Gigasporaceae.